This is a messenger RNA of Paramecium primaurelia, 423 nucleotides long. The record is from the annotation of a GenBank genome assembly. Lineage: Eukaryota; Ciliophora; Oligohymenophorea; Peniculida; Parameciidae.
AUGUUUUAACAAAAAGAGUUCGAUUAUUCAUAAACUCCAGAAGUGUAAUAAUUAUACUAAGAAUUUGUUGAUGCUUUUGAAGAAAAACUAAUUGUAGAAGACUUUAUUCCAGUAGUUGAAGCUGCUUGUGGAGAAUAAUGUUCCUUAUUAUUAAAAAAAUUACAAAGAAGGAAAAAUUAGAAAUUAGAUUAAGAUGAAUUUUCAUAGCAAUUUAACUUUGAAUUGUCUGAACCAGAAAACUUUGAUUGCAUUUAUGAAGUCUUAGAAUAAGGUAAAGGGAAAAUCACUUUUGAAGGAUUAAAAGCAGCCAAUUAGAAAUACAAAUUUGGAUUGACUGAUUAAGAUAUGAAGAUUAUGAUAUAAUAUACUAAUGUUAAGGAUCAACCUAUUACUAAAUCAGUAUUUAGACAAAUGAUAUCAUGA